Molecule: messenger RNA, 5231 nt
Organism: Meleagris gallopavo (turkey)
Lineage: Eukaryota; Metazoa; Chordata; Aves; Galliformes; Phasianidae
Source: RefSeq, a predicted model, not a curated record
GAGGAGCUGGCAGCCACGUCACUUUCCCCGGCCGCGUGUUUACGUGGAGAUGAAGAUGGCGGCGCCGGUGUCUCCGCCACGGCAGCUGUCGUCGCUGUGAGACGGGACGGGAAAGGACAGCGAGCUGCGCGUGUCUCGGCUAAGGGGGGUGUGCCCGCUUGCCGCCGCCCAUAACGCUCUGCUCUCCACACAUAGACGCCAUGGAGGACGAGGAGCGGCUGAAGAAGCUGGAGGCUGGCAAAGCCAAGCUUGCCCAGUUUAGGCAGAGGAAAGCACAAACUGAUGGACAGAGCACGUCAAAGAAGCAGAAAAAGAAAAGGAAAACAGCAAGCAUCAAAGAUGAAGAGUCAGUACAAGAUGGGAUCGAUAGAUCUCGAGGUGAUGAAACAUCUACGUGCAGCAGCCGAAGAGGAGCAGCUGCAACUGCUGAUUUUCCUGUUACAAGAACUUUGCAUAGUGGAGAAAUUAUCAAACACAUCCAGGCUUACACCAAUGAGCCGGAAAUUGAAAUUUCCACUGCAGUAGAAGAUUACAGUUCUGAGGUAAAUGGUUGCAGUUUUGUGACAAGAACAGCUAUACCUACAGACUUGAUCAGGGAAGAAGAAUUUGGAGUUGGAGAGAUUUGUUCAGAACAUGGAAUGCAACACUCUCUGAUGCAGCUAGAGGUGAUGGAGAAUGAAUUGGCUGGGAAACAACAAGAGAUUGAAGAGCUAAACAGAGAGCUAGAAGAAAUGAGGGCAGCAUAUGGUACAGAAGGAUUGCAACAGCUGCAAGAAUUUGAAGCUGCUAUAAAAAAAAGAGAUGAUAUCAUCACACAGCUUACCACUAACCUACAGCAGGCACGGAAGGAAAAGGAUGAAACUAUGAGGGAGUUUUUAGAGCUAACAGAACAAAGCCAAAAACUGCAAAUCCAGUUUCAGCAUUUACAGGCAAGUGAAGCCCUAAGGAACACCAGCCACAGUUGCACAGCUGCUGAUUUAUUGCAAGCCAAGCAACAGAUACUUUCUCAUCAGCAACAGCUGGAAGAUCAAGAAUGUCUACUGAAGAAUUACCAAAAGAAAAAUGAAGAAUUUGAAGUUCAGAUAACCCAUCUUCAAGGCAUGAUCAAAACAUAUGAACUGGAAAAGCAAAGAAAUGAGGAAGAAGAUAUGAAUAAACGACAAGAAAAAGAGGCAUUAGUUGAAGAGCUGGAAGCAAAACUUAAAGAAGAAGAAAAAAAAUCGUUUCAGCUUAAGGAAAAAUUAUCAGAUGUCAGUAAAUUGCAUGAAGAAUUGAAAGAACAAAUUUCACUGAAGAACCUGGAGAUAAGUAAUAUGAGAAUUGAACUUACCACCUACAAACAGAAAGAAAGACAAUGUUCUGAUGAAAUAAAACAAUUAAUGGGAACUGUGGAAGAACUACAGAAACGAUGUUAUAAAGACAGCCAGUCUGAAGCUGACAUUGUGCAAAGAAUGGAAUUAGAAACACAAAGGAGACUGGCACAACUUCAGGCUGAAUUAGACGAAAUGCAUGGCCAGCAGAUUGUACAAAUGAAGCAAGAAUUAAUUAAGCAGCAUGCAAUGGAAAUUGAACAACGUCUUGCGCAACAAAAAGUAGAAUUAGAGAAAACUUCAAGUCUAUGUUUGAGUGAUAAUGUUAAUAAAGAUCAAAUGCAUUUAAUGAAUAUUAAAAUUAAUGAGCUGAAUGUGAAAUUGCAAGAUGCUGAUAACGAAAGGGAAAAAAUAAAGCAAGAGCUGUCACAACAGAUGGAAGUAAUUUCAGCAGAGAAGUCUCUUCAACAAACUAAAAUUGAAGAUCUUCUCCAAGAACUGAAUUUUUCAAGGGAGCAGGUUCAAAGAGCCAAACAAACUAUAAUGGAUAUGGAAUGUAGGUUGAAUGAAGCUGAAAAAUAUCAGUUUGUGAUUGAAGAUCUAGAAACUCAGCUGGCUUCUGCCUCAGAAUUUAGGAAGGAAUUGGAACUAAAACAUGAGGCAGAAGUCACAAAUUACAAAAUAAAACUUGAAAUGCUAGAAAGAGAGAAGGAUGCAGUUUUGGACAGGAUGGCAGAAUCUCAAGAAGCAGAAUUAGAGAGGCUGAGGACAAAGCUUUUGUUUAGUCAUGAAGAGGAGCUUUCCAGACUUAAAGAAGACUUACAAAAAGAGCACAUGGUGAACAUGGAAAGCCUUAGAGAUAACUUGAAUAUGCACCAUAAGCAGCAGUUGGAUGGAGUGAAAAAAGAAAUGAGUCAAAAGAUAGAAGCCAUGCGGCUUGAAAAGGACAAUUUAAUCACAAAGCAAAACCAGUUGAUAUUAGAGAUUUCAAAGCUUAAAGAUUUACAGCAGUCUAUUGUAAAUUCUAAAUCUGAAGAAAUGACACUUCAGAUCCAUGAACUGCAGAAAGAAAUUGAAAUGCUUAGGCAAGAAGAAAAGGAAAAAGGUAGUCUUGAACAAGAAAUUCAAGAGCUGCAGCUUAAAACUGAAAUGAUGCAGAAACAAAUGAGGGAGACAGAAGAUAGCCUUCAAAACAAAUGUAGUGAACUUGAAACACAGAAUAAUCUUCUUCAAGGGGAAAACAAAAGUCUUGAAGAGAAAUUAAAAAGCAUGUUGGUAAUCUCUGAAGAAAAUGCCAUUUUGAAUGACAGUGUGAGUUCUAACUCAGAAAAUUUGGAUGUGCAAAAAAGAAUAGAAAACCUGAUUACUGAAAAUGAGCAACUUAAGAGACAAAAUAUUCAACUCCAAGAAGAUAAUGAAAGGCAGAAGAGUGCAUUUUUGUCUACUGAGAAAGAACUUGAAGCUAAUUACAAAGGGUUGCAGAAAGAAUGUGAAAGUCUUCUGAAGGCAAAGAAUGUGUUAGAAGAGAACAUGAAUAAGCUGGAAGCUGAAUAUAAAAUCAAACUUAAAGCUUUGAGUGAAGAACUUCACCAUCUGCAAAGCAAUAGACCAGUUUUAUUUAAAAGUAGAACUUCCAGUUUUGAGGAGAGAAACGAAAAAAGGGUGUUUAGGGCAGACACUCCUGAAGCUGGAGAAGUUGUUGAGAAAGAUGCAACAGAACUUAUGGAAAAGCUUGAAGUUACCCAGCGUGAGAAACUGGAAUUAUCCCGGAGACUUUCCGAUCUUUCCGAACAACUGAAGUCAAAGCAUAGUGAAGUUUGUCAUUUAAGUGAAGAGGUUAAAUCCUUAAAAGAUGAGAAAGACAAAGUUCUAGCAAAAUGCAAAGAACUAGAAUGUAUAAUUAGCCAUGCUAAGAGAGAAAAUAUUACUAAUACUGAACCUAAGACAAAAUGCUUUAAAGGAAAAGGUCAAGAGAUUGCUACUCCAGCAUAUGAAAGUAGAAAUAAAACAUCUGCUCCAAGCAAUGAAGUUGGUGAAGGAAUAAAUGUAAGAGAAAACUGGGGCUCAGGUAAAGCUAUCAGUCAUCAGAUUACAGAAGUACAGGAAGUCCAGCAAAUGUUGAAACCAGAACAGCCAGCUUUUGUAGAACAUUUGCAUGAAAUGACAGACGGGCUGACAGAUGAAACAUCAUUAAUAGCCAUUACACAGACAGAAAAUAAUAAUCUUCAGCAGCAAGUGAAUACCUUAAAAUCAGAACAGGCUGAUUUACAGCUACAGAUGGAAGCACAGCGCAUUUGCCUUUCCCUGGUUUAUUCAGCUCAUGUAGACCAGGUCCGUGAGCACCUGAAAGCAGAAAAAGAGAGUGAACUUUGCAGUCUUAAAGAGGAGCUUGUAUGUAGUCAUUUACAAGAGAUGAAUGAUCUUAAAAAAGUUCAUCAAAUGGAGCUCCAGACCAUGAAAAUUCAACCAGCAGAUGAUGAACUCUCAUCUUCUCAGAGACUUAUAGAAAAGCUGAAUGAAGCUAUAACUGAGGAAUGUUCUAGGCUCACGCAGAUUUUCUGUGAUAGUUGGAACAAAAACUCUUCAACUGUGAUAGAAGCUGGUGAUAGGGAACAGGAUAUUUUCAAUAGACCUGCUGCUGAGAAGGAAAACCUUGGUAUGGAAUUAACAAGACACAGUGGUCAAAUUCAAGCUAUGCAAGAACAUAUGGAAGCACUUCUGCAUAAAAUACUGGAAGAAUACAGUAGGCUAAGAAAACUUCAAACAGAGAUGAUGAAGGAUUGUAAACAGGUCAAAGAACCAUGUCUGUCAUCUUCAGAACCUGAAAGAAGAAAAGAAGAGGAACCUAACAGUCUGGAAACAAGAAAGGAAUCCUUGCAGGCCUCUUCACAGAGUCUUAUGGAUCCUAAAAUUCAUGAGCACUGUUGGAAGGAGAUGGAGAAUGUUAAAACACAACUUGAAGAGCAACACGCUCAAGAGGUGGAGCACCUCAAAUCUUAUUUCCAGCAGCAACUGAAAGAAAGUGAAGAGAGGUACACAGCAGAGAUUGUACAUUUACAGGAUAAGCUUCGGAGUGAUGAGGUAUCCUCUGACUACACAAGUAUAUCGCCAGAGUCACAAAUAAAGCUAAAAGAGUCCUCCAAGAAAGUGAAGUGCACUCAAAAUCCUCAUCAGCAGAGGGAAGAUUCAGCACUGGAGCUUGCUAAUGAAAUUGAAAUGAAAAAUGAUCUGGAUGUUGUACAAUUGCUAGAAAAACAGUACCAGGAAAGAUUAGAAGAAGAAAUAGCAAAGGUAAUUGUGUCAAUGAGUGUAGCAUUUGCCAAACAGAGUGAAUUAUCAAGAAUUGCUAAGCAGAAGAAAGAAGAAACACAAGCACAAAUUGUGCAUCAACAGGGAACGCAUUUUGAAAUGAAAAGGGAAUGUAGCAUAGAAGAGGUUGAUGGCCCUCUCAAGAAAGCAACAGAAAAGUGCAAACAUGAAGAACUGAAAUCACUUUGCAAGGAACUCAGUGAAGAGUCUGGUGAGAUGGACUUGCUUGGAGAACAGCUUUGUUCUAACACCAAGUCUGAUUAUGUGUUAGGACAGACCACACAUGAAUCAGUGACUGCUGAAGGGCUUUUCUCCCAUGUCCAAGGGCAUACAGCAGAAGAAACAUUGUGCAACAAUGUGAUGGCAGCAUCAGACAUGGAAACAUCAAGUCAGCUGUUGAUAUAUGAGGAACGCUUGGAAGAUAUGCGUCAGGAACUGGUUCGGCAGUAUCAGGAACAUCAGCAGGCAACAGAAUUACUGAGACAAGGGCAUAUGCAGCAGAUGGAACGUCAGAAAGAAAAUCAAGAGCAACUUCUAGCAGAGCUUGAGAGUCUUAAAGUGCAAUUAGCCGAGGUAAUGUGGUACCUGACACAAUGAACUAACAGUGGUUUA